CUAUAUAAGGCGCCUCGUGUUCCGUCCUCACACAGUCAGUCGUCGGCGAUCGUGCAGUCAGCUGCUUGCAACAUGAUGAUCCGUAUGCUCCUCCUCCUGGUCGUGACAGCCGUUGUCUUCACGGCUGCCACGGGAAACGCCGGCGGUUGCAGAUAUUUCUGCAAGAAGUGGCGACCGGGGGACGAAACGAGGCCCAGUUACUGCUGUGACGAUGGAACGGUUAGCGACCCGCCUCCCCCUACCGAACACAGCGGAUUCUGCCCCGACAUUCGGCAACACUGCCUUCGCUUUAAAAACAAACCACCAAAUGCGUGUCCCCACGACGGUUUCUGCCCGCCCCACCAGAAGUGCUGUUGGGACACCUGCUUGGACCAUCAUACAUGCAAACUCGCUGAGCCUGUUAAUCCAGUCCACUUUUAAAGUAAUAGCUGAGCCUCCGAGGGUGCGCUCCGUAAUUUGUUGAGUUUAUUGUUGAGUUCUGUUUUUGCCGUGCUGUCUAUUGGAAACACGUGAGAGGCUUCAUCUCUGUAUUAUUUAUAGGCAAUAAAUAACGAUCUUA
This is a messenger RNA of Penaeus indicus, 559 nucleotides long. RefSeq lists its product as uncharacterized. The record is from RefSeq and is a predicted model, not a curated record. Gene Ontology annotation, cellular component: extracellular region. Lineage: Eukaryota; Metazoa; Arthropoda; Malacostraca; Decapoda; Penaeidae. The transcript is spliced from 4 exons. Gene Ontology annotation, molecular function: peptidase inhibitor activity. The coding region runs from base 73 to 420 and encodes 115 amino acids.